CGCAUUUGUGUUCAAGGUCACCUGCGCCGCAGGAACCACGUUUUAGGAAUCACCUCUCUAGGCUUAAUCCAGGGACUGGAACCAGCUCGCUCCUCCGAAGCAUGUGGGGCCUCCUGGUGAGACCUGAGUGGAUACUGUGCCUGUCCUCAGCUUUUGCAGUGAUGGCUCAGCUCAGCGAUGACCUCCUACCCAGAAUUAACCAAACUCACCUGACUCCCUCUCAGCUGAAGAACCGCAAAGUGGGUCUGAAAAUCAAGGACUCAGAGUUCACACUAGAAGGCUUUCCAUUCCUGAUCAUAUCUGGCACUGUGCACUAUUUCCGGGUGCCCAAGAUGUACUGGAGGGAUCGCUUGCUGAAGUUAAAGGCCUGUGGCUUCAACACCCUCACCAUGCCUAUUCCCUGGAACCUCCAUGAGCCAAGAGAAAACCAAUUUUAUUUCACUGGAAGCCUGAAUUUCAAGGAUUUUAUAAACAUGGCUUCAGAAGUGGGGCUCUGGGUGAUUCUGUGGCCAGGCCCCUACAUCGGUAGUGACAUAGACCUCGGAGGCUUGCCCAGCUGGUUACUCAAGGACCGGAAAAUGAAGCUGAGAACAACUUACAAGGGCUUCACUAAAGCAGUGAAUCGCUAUUUUGACCAGCUGAUUUCCAGGGUAGUGCCACACCAGUAUAACAAAGGCGGCCCCAUCAUUGCUGUGCAGAUCGAGAAUGAAUAUGGUUCAUAUGGUCUUGAUGAAAAAUAUAUGCUGUAUGUUAAAGAGGCCCUGGUGACCCGGGGGAUCGAGGUGCUGCUCAUGACUGCUGACAGUGGACUGGAACUGAGAAAAGGCCACAUAGAAAAUGUGCUUGCCACUGUCCACCUGAAGAGAAUUAAGCAAGAAACUUACCAAGAACUUGCUGCAAUCCAGGGUCUUAGCCCCAUAAUGAUGAUGGUAUAUACAGCAACAUCUUUUGACACGUGGGGUGCUAUCCGCAAUUAUCUGGACCCACAAGUGCUAAUGAAGGACGUGCAAGAAAUGUUCAAGCUCAGGUUUUCCCUCAACUUCUACAUGUUCCAUGGUGGCACCAACUUUGGCUUUAUAGGUGGAGCUGCAUUUCUGAACACUUAUCUCCCUGUGGUCACCAGCUAUGGCAAGUACUUGUCCCCCAGAAUUGUCUCCAACUGA
This is a messenger RNA of Nycticebus coucang (slow loris), 1163 nucleotides long. RefSeq names its product beta-galactosidase-1-like protein 2. Gene Ontology annotation, biological process: carbohydrate metabolic process. Gene Ontology annotation, molecular function: beta-galactosidase activity. Lineage: Eukaryota; Metazoa; Chordata; Mammalia; Primates; Lorisidae. The transcript has 11 exons. Gene Ontology annotation, cellular component: vacuole. The record is from RefSeq and is a predicted model, not a curated record. Bases 102 to 1163 code for a protein of 353 amino acids.